Galleria mellonella (greater wax moth) is the source of this 5108-nucleotide messenger RNA. RefSeq names its product short-chain specific acyl-CoA dehydrogenase, mitochondrial-like. The record is from RefSeq and is a predicted model, not a curated record. Gene Ontology annotation, biological process: fatty acid beta-oxidation using acyl-CoA dehydrogenase; butyrate catabolic process. Lineage: Eukaryota; Metazoa; Arthropoda; Insecta; Lepidoptera; Pyralidae. The transcript is spliced from 9 exons. Gene Ontology annotation, molecular function: flavin adenine dinucleotide binding. Bases 279 to 1514 code for a protein of 411 amino acids. Gene Ontology annotation, cellular component: mitochondrion.
UUUUCAAUUUAAUUUAAUUUUUAUUUUUUUUAAAUAUUAUACAUAUAUGCGACUUUUAAUAAGCUGAAUCAUUAUUAUAAAUAAAUAGGUUUUAAAAAGUCUCAUUUUUCAUAUCGAUGCAUCGUUUGCGGUGAAGUAAAGUUUUAAAAAAACUAGUUUCGUCUGACGUAGUAUUAUCAUUAUCAUUUUAUUACUAUCGCAUUUGUUGUCGUGUAAUUUUUUGUCUGCGUUCUUAAGCGCCGUACACACACUCUCAGUCAAGUCACUAACUCUUCAUCAUGGCAACAAGCGCUCUAAUACAAUCAACCAAACUAUGUUUUUACACAUUGCAAGGAGUAAAGGCAACUGCCUCACAAUGCCGAGCAUUCACCACCAAGCUGACUGACCAACAACAAUAUAUCCAAGAUUUAUGUAGGAAUUUCAGCAAAAAUAAUCUCAAACCAAAUGCAUCAAAACUGGAUUUAGCUGGUAGAUUUCCAUUUGAUGAGAUUAAAAAAUUAACCGACUUGGGUCUUAUGGGGGCUAAUGUCGAUGAGGAAUAUGGAGGUUUGGGUCUGGACUACUUGUCGUUGGCAAUCGCAGUGGAGGAGCUCUCCCGAGGCUGCGCCAGCACUGGCAUGAUCGUAUCAAUACACAACUUUUUAUAUGCCAAUCUAGUAAAUGAGAAGGGGACACAAGAACAGAAGGAGCAGUUUUUGAGGGAUUUCACUAAAGGAUCAAUCGGUUGCUUCUCCUUAAGUGAACCCGGUGCGGGAAGUGACGUGGCCAGUAUUAAGACGAAAGCGAGAGAAGAUGGUAACUACUGGGUGCUCAGAGGGAAGAAGAGUUGGGUCAGUUCCGCCAUCGAGGGCUCUGCAACUAUUGUGUUCGCAACUUUCGAUCCCGAACUUAAACAUAAGGGGAUUGCUUGUUUCCUGGUGCCUCUAGACGCGGAAGGAGUAUUUAGAGGCAAGAAGGAACCGAUAAUCGGCGUGAGCCUUUGUCACAGGGCGGUGACGGCUUGCGACCUGACCUUGGAGGACGUGCGGAUACCAAAGUCGUAUGUGGUCGGCGAGCCGGGGGACGGGUUCAGGAUAGCCAUGGAGCAACUAGACCAGGGCCGGAUCGGGAUCGCUGCUCAUGCUGUUGGUAUUGCUCAAGCAGCUCUGGAUACAGCAAUCAACUACGCUAAAGAAAGAGUUGCUUUUGGAAAAAGUCUGACUAGAUUGCCCUCGGUUAAGGACCGUCUGACGGACAUGUCGAUACUGGUGGAGACGGCCCGGCUGCUCACGUACCGCGCGGCGACCAACGUGAGCACGAAGAACAGCGCCAUGGCCAAGUACGUGGCCGGCAGGAACGCGGCCGCCGUCGCCGACCACUGCGUCCAGAUACUGGGCGGCCGCGGGCUCUCCACCGACUAUGACGCCGAGCGACACUUCAGGGAUGCAAGAGGAACGCAGAUAUACGGCGGAGUUACAGACAUACAGAAAAGACUGAUUGGACACUUCCUGUUGAAAGAGAAUGACGCCCUCUGACGGGUGUCGCCGGUGGUCAGUAGAACUUAGAAACAGUCAGACUAGUUUUAUGUGUUUAACAAUUUCUGGCCAGAAAAAUAAAAAAAAAAACCUUGCCAUAUUGGGGAUAUUUGUGGAACUAAUUUCUUUAAAAAAAAAUUUCUUCUUUUUUUAACUUUUUCCAUUUGUCAUAAUUUCAUCUAGAUAUAACUGUCGUAUGCAUUUAAAAACACCAAAAAUAGCGCUCUAUACAUCAAUAUUGAAGAUUAUUUGGAUUUUUUUUUAUUUAGUUUCUUAUAUUUUUUUUUUUCAUCUUAACGUGACUGUACCACAGACUAACGAAUAUUCUCGGAACUAAUCUAGUUUACUACACCAAUAGUAUCUGUUAACAUUAUUUGUAUUUUUUUUAAUAUUUACAUUCUUUGUAUGUUGCCAUACUAAAUCCAGAUAUCCCUUAACAUUGGAAUUUUAUUAGUCUGGCCACACUUAAGACUAUAUGACCUGGACCUACUGUUAUUUUAGUAAUUUUGCUAAGAUUUAUAUUUCUUCUUGUAUUGAAUUUUAAUUGUAUAUUCGUAUAAAAACCAUACAAUUAUGCUCAAUUUUAAUAUAUAAAUAAUUUUACUUAAUCAAAUGCUGAAACUAUCAGCAAUAGAAAGUGUGUUAUUUAAAUGAUGAAUUACUAUAUGUUAUCUAUGUUUGUAUUUUUAAUUUGAAUGAGUUUUUUUUUUAAUUUUAUUAGAGCGUUUAGGCUGUUAUUAGACAUUCCCCUCUAUCCAAAAAUUGAAGAUUGAAAAUUAUUUCCAUUUACAAAUACGGAAUGGUAUCUACAUAAUUUUACGCUGGUGCUACUAAGAAUGAAGUUAAAUCACUUGGCCCAUUGUGAUGAAUUCAUCAGAAAUUAAAAAUAAUGGCUUCCAAUGUAGACCCCGUGGAGGUCGACCUGACCUGACAGGGGGUGUAUCUAGCAAUAGGGCUAACCCCAUCAGGCUAAACCCCCAUUACUGGCAAUCCCUUUCUUCCCAUUAUCAAGAGGUUAAAAUUGUCUUUUUACACAAAUCACACACAGCCAAAUUUAAUAGGCAUCUCACGUUGAGAUCGUAAUAUUAAACUUAGCAGUACACUUUCAUUGGCGGAUUAUAUAAUAAUUAAAAAAUUAAUAUCAAAAAUAUGUAUUCAAUCUGCUGACGUAAAAAUCCCCAGCCAUAUUAAUAAAGUAAAAACGUUUAAAAAUAUAUCUGGCAUAAAAAUUAGCAACAUUUCACUUGUAAUUGUUUUAGACGCUAUUAUUUGAAAUUUACUAUUAUUUUACAUGCUUUACCAUGUCUUCCUUUGUGUUGGCGGGACCUUUCGAUUCUUCUAGUCGUGAUUGCUGCUAGUGAAUUGCUAUUUGCUGAUUUGUUGAAUUAUCUUGAAACCUAAACGUCGGAGACUAAGAAUCCCAUUGCUAACAAUAUACCCAACCAGGUCGACUUCCUCGCGGUUCCCCCUGGAAACUAUCAUGGUUAAUUCCUGAUGAAUUCAUCAUGAUGGGCUAACUGGCCUGUUUUCAUUCUCAUCUAUCACCCUUCACUGGUGCUCCGCCAGCGUAUCCCGUUAGCGCAGGCGGGGUUACCAUAUCAUUUUCACCCAUCAAAAAAAAACCUAAAAGUCAAUGCCUCUACUAUCAAGACUGAAUGUGGAUUUAAUUUGUUUUUAUCAAAAUUGGUAGGAAUUUUUAAAAGGUUACAACCUUUUUUUAAUUAUAUAUUACUAUUGUUUUUAUGAUAAUCGCUCAUUACACAAUUUAAAUCCAAUAACAGCACACGAAUACACGAGUUCGUUGAACGUCUCGUCGUAAUUUUAGUAAGCCGAAAGCCGAUUAACAAAGAGCCGAUUAAAAAGCAAUUGAUUAUUCGUACAUAACUUAUUUAGUUGAUUUUAAUAUAUAUUUUUUUAUUAAUAAUUUCGAAUCUAAUCAUAAAUUUUGGAAUUUAAUUAUUCGUCGAGUCAAUGUUCUAAAUUUAAUUUUAAAAUUGUUUUUUUUUUUAAUUUGAUUUAAUGUACAUAUAUUAUAUUUAUAUGAGAUACUAUUAUUAGCUAGCUAAAUUGAUAAAUGCCACGAUAUCAUAAAUAUUUAAUUAAAAUAAUAAAUAAUUUAAAGCGACUUAAACUAUUUAUAAUUGAUAUAACAUACUAGGUAUGUACACGUAGAUAGAAUAGUUUGGAAUAAAGAAGGAAGAAUUAAUUUGAAUUGGUUUUGUUAUUUUAAAAUAAAAUAUAUGUAUACAUAUAUAUGAUUUAAUUUGCAAUGCUUGGCGUUAGCUAAUACCAUUUUUGCCUCUUAUUCAUAAUAUUUAAAACUUCUUACAAACCUGUUUUAAAUAUUGCAAGGUUUCGUCACUUUCAUAUAGAGAAAUUAGCGUAAACAAAAAAAUAUGUACCUCUAUAAUAUAUGUGUGUGUGUGCGUUCGUUGGUGCGUGCAUGCGUGCGCGUGAGCGUGUGCAUGCGUGUGCGUGUGUGGAUGUGUUUGUGUGUGUACAUAUAUAACUAAAAUAGGUUUGUCAGACGUUAGACUUUUUUUUAUGAAAAAGGGCGGUUGAUUUACAACUGAUGUGAAGUGCACCCACUAGUGUAAAGACUUUCUACGUCACCAUCUAUUUUUCUAACAUAAUUCGGGUUAGAAAAAAAAAGUAAUUACUCUUUACAAUGGCUUUACGUGGUACUUAAUUUUAGAUACGCAAUUAUUAAGAAAAUCGUUUACUUUGUGAUUCAAAAUGUAAUUUUGAUUUACCUAUUGCACGUAAUUUUUGGAAUAUUUUAAUACUUUUGUUAUUUAUAGGCGCCAUGAAAAAGUGUAACUUCACGAAUUAAUGCAACUCUCUGUGAGUAUAUUUUAAUAUGUAAGAAUGUUCCACAUUGUUGUAUUAUUACAAUAAAAUAUUUAUUUUUGUAAAUGUGUUGUGUAAUUUUUUGUAACUCCUUUUCGUUUCAGCCGUUAAUUUUCCACUUCUGAAUACCCAUAAGGAAAGUUUUGCGACUAGUUUCCACACUUUGCAGGCAGGUCGAUAACGGCAGUUAGGUAUUUGGAGAUGUUUUAAGAGGGACGCAGUUGCUCACCCCUUGAUCAUAAGAUUGAUCCCGUAGAAAUUUUAUCAAAAUCGGUUCAGUUGUUAAGUUUUUAGAUCAAUAUAACUUGUUUUGCCACAAUUCAAGUUUUUUUUUUUUUGUGAGACAAUCUUUAAUUAUUGACAUUUUAGUUAUAUUAUAAACAAGACAAAGAUCAAAGUUGUUACAAGUGAUUGUAUGAUUGUAAUGGAUAAAGUGAGAGAGACCAGAGGGAGACUUUGUACAAAAGUCGAUUGCUUAGGUACCUCUGUCCUAUUCGUGUUUCAACCGUAAAGCGGUUGUGUUUGCAUGGCUGUGUUUCGGUUUGAAGGGUGAGAUAUGGCGUGAAUUUACUGGGUACGGAGGAAUAACACCUGAGUCCUCAGGAAUGGCAACGCAUGGGGGGUAUCAUGGGCGAAACAGUAUACUCUGUUAUGUCCAUGGUACUGCUCAUGUCUAUAGGCGACGGUUACCUCUUUCUAUCUGGUGGGCCGUCAGAUUGUUUGCCAUUCUAAGUUGUAUAAAAA